Messenger RNA from Oenanthe melanoleuca, 1532 nucleotides. RefSeq names its product pterin-4 alpha-carbinolamine dehydratase 1 (gene PCBD1). Gene Ontology annotation, molecular function: 4-alpha-hydroxytetrahydrobiopterin dehydratase activity. The coding region runs from base 204 to 518 and encodes 104 amino acids. The transcript has 4 exons. The record is from RefSeq and is a predicted model, not a curated record. Gene Ontology annotation, biological process: tetrahydrobiopterin biosynthetic process. NCBI's taxonomy places the organism in Eukaryota, Metazoa, Chordata, Aves, Passeriformes, Muscicapidae.
CAAGAGCCCGAGGGCAUCCCCCAGCGCCGUGGGGCCCCGCAGGCAGGUGGCCAGUGCCGGGAAGGCUCGGCUGGCCGUGGGUGGACCCGGCAGGCUCGCCACGCCUCCCGCCAGGCCGGCCAAGCCCCGGUUCCAUCGGGAUCCGGCGGGGCGAGCAUCACCCGAGCCGCGCCGGGGACGGAGCGCACCGAGAGCCGCGGGCCAUGGCAGGAAAAGCCCACAGGCUGAGCACGGAGGAGAGGGAGCAGCUGCUGCCAAACCUGCGAGCCGUGGGGUGGAACGAGGUGGAAGGCAGAGAUGCCAUCUUCAAAGAGUUCCACUUCAAGGACUUCAACCGGGCCUUUGGCUUCAUGACCAGAGUGGCUCUACAGGCAGAAAAACUGGAUCAUCAUCCUGAAUGGUUCAAUGUGUACAAUAAGGUUCACAUCACCUUGAGCACCCACGACUGCGGGGGUUUAUCGGAGCGAGACAUCAACCUGGCCAGCUUCAUCGAGCAGGUGGCAGCUUCCCUCUCCUGACCAGGGAUCCACGUGCCAAAAUCCCACUGUGCCACUGUGUCCUGCCUAGAUGGCUGCACCCAGAGCCUUUUCCCACUUCCAAGCUGGAUCCUGGAUCCAGACAGCCCAACACCUCGCCAGCCUCCCCCAGUGCAGCUCAGAUGGAUGGAGGCACUUCUCAGGGUGCAUGUAUCCAUCUCUGAUCCUGCAAAUUCCAUCCUUCAGCCCUUCCUUAGCCAUGUGAUCCCACACCUCCAACUGCUGAGCCUCUUACCAGGAGUCAUAUCAGAGUCACAGGAUAGUUUGGGUGGGAAGGAACCUUAAAGAUCACCUCGUUCCACCCCCUGGCGUGGGCAGGGACAUCUUCCACUAUCCCAGAUUACUCCCAGUCCCAUCCAGCCUGGCCUUGGACACUUCCAGGGAUCCAGGGGCAGCCACAGCUUCUCUGGGCACCCUGUGCCAGGGCCUGCCCACCCUCACAGGGAAGAAUUUCUUCCCAAUAUCCUGUCUAUUCUGUGUGAAUCCAUUCCCCCUCAUCCUUUUACUACACACUCUUGAGAAAAGUCCUUCUCCAUAUUUCUUGUCAGUUCUUUCAGGUACUGGAAGGCUGUACUUAGGUCACCCCAAGGCUUCUCUUCUCUGGGCCGAACAAUCCCAAUUCUCUCAGCCUUUCCUCAUAACAGAGGUGCUCCAUCCCCUCUUACCAUCUUGGUGCCUCCCCUGGACUCGCUCCAACAGGUCAAUGCCCUUCCAGAGUCAAGUUACACCACUGCACCAGUAAAUCUGUCCAGAGCCUGCCCCCACAUCCAGCCCCUGUUGUUGCUCCUUACCUCCUGGAAUGUGCUUUCUGCCUAAAACAUGUUUUGUGAACCCUCUGGCUUCUCUAACCAAGCAGCAAAUGUGCUGUGCAAUUUGUCAUUGCUGUAACCCCUCUCUAGCAGUAUUACAUCAGGCACGUGGUCUCACCUGACUGCAGCCAGCCUUUAGCAGGGCACCAACUGAAAGUGUUUACAAUAAACAUCUCAUUUAACCCAA